AUGGGAGUGAAGGAGAUAGGAGAUGGAAAAUAUGGAAGAGUAAUAGCAGUAAGCCCCGAUCCAUUGAAGAUAACAUGCAAAAGAGGAAUUAAAAAAGACCAAAAAGAAGCACCAAAAGACAUAAAAGAAAAGCCCUUUAGAAAUAAGUCAAAAGUCAAACUGUUUAAAUGUGUUUCCAUGUGGAAGAAUCCAACUAGCCAGAUCAUUUCAUUGGAAUCCAGAAUUGCCCACGACAGAUUCAGAAGCAUCCAGCCAAAAAUAAACAUUAAGGACUUUGCAGAACUAAAGUCGUCUCUGGACAACGCGGAGCAUCUUUACUCUCAGGACUUUGCGAAAAGGAGCAUUAAGGAGCCAGAAGAAAUAAAGGAGUUAAGCAAGCCACAGGAACCGCUCUAA
Molecule: messenger RNA, 396 nt
Organism: Encephalitozoon intestinalis ATCC 50506
Lineage: Eukaryota; Fungi; Microsporidia; Unikaryonidae
Exons: 1
Coding region: 1-396 (131 amino acids)
Biological process (GO): mRNA splicing, via spliceosome
Cellular component (GO): spliceosomal complex
Source: RefSeq, a predicted model, not a curated record